Messenger RNA from Dermacentor silvarum, 6327 nucleotides. RefSeq lists its product as uncharacterized. Lineage: Eukaryota; Metazoa; Arthropoda; Arachnida; Ixodida; Ixodidae. Gene Ontology annotation, biological process: regulation of tube size, open tracheal system; septate junction assembly. Gene Ontology annotation, cellular component: membrane; septate junction. The record is from RefSeq and is a predicted model, not a curated record. The transcript is spliced from 5 exons. Bases 119 to 844 code for a protein of 241 amino acids.
GAAGGACCGGAGCGCAAGCGGUGGCAGAAGCGGCGGCUCGGCGUCUCAGGUGUGCGUCGGUGGUUUGGCUCGCAGCACUUCCCUGCAAAGGAGGAGGGGCUGCUAGUUACUGUCUGCCAUGGAGAAGUCUGCGAGUGGUCAGGUGUACCGGUACCCACCGGCCUCAGGCCUUCUGCUGGGCGCUGGCUUGGUGGGCUACUGUGCCACGCUGCUUCUGCUGGUGAGCUUUGCAAGCCCUUACUGGCUGGAGAGCUACCAGGAGGCCAACAUGGAGUUUGUGCGGCUGGGCCUGUGGGACGUCUGCUUCCACAACUACCGCCACCCGUCCUACCAGUAUGAUGAGACCUUCAAUGGCUGCCACUGGAUUCACUCGUACGCCUACCAGAACAUCCGUGACUGGCUCCUGCCUGGAUGGCUCAUGUUUGUGCAGAGCAUGAUGACGUUGGCGCUUAUGUUUGCCUUGGGUGCCCUGGUCUUGCUGAGUGUGGUGCUAAUGCGUUACAUGCUGCGCUUCGAGAUCAUCUUCCUGCUGGGUGCAUUCAUCCUCGAGGCCAUUACAGCGGUGCCCGUGUUCCUGUCAGUGGCGGUGUUUGGGGGCAUGUGCUUCGACCGCUCCUGGCUACAGUACCCAAAUUACAACCACCUGUCAUGGGCCUAUGCGCUUGCCGUGGUCGCCUUCUUCUUCCACACACUUGCCGCCGUGAUGCUGCUAGGAGAGACCUUCAAGGCCCGCGAGCGUCGGCGACGGGCCAACAACCUCAUCUACAACAUGCAACCCAGGACGGCGCCGGCUGAUCCGGCAACGCGCCUUUACCUUUUCCCUGCCGACGGCACCUCAGUCUGAGGAGAGAGCACCCACGGCUGACAGGCACAACCCCCUCUCCUCUGUCGCCCGACUAACUGCGACCUUGACGGGGCAGCAAACCGUGGUCCUCCCCUCUUGCCUGCUGGCCAGGCCACUGGCGAUAGCAUAGGUGCUGGGCCCAGCGUAAGCUGCAAUCACACUCCCUAUCUGCACCUCACGUGCUACUUUCUCAUGUGCCGACACCAGUGCCUGACUCGCUGUAGUAAACGCGGGAAGGACGAUAACGGCUGGUGAAACUGGGCAGACUGGCAGAGAUGUAGUGGCUGCAGUAACGAGGCUUUGUAGUGGAAAAAAAGGAAAGGUGUAGCAAAACAAUCACUCCUAAUGCAAUAUAUAGAGCCCCUUCAUGGCACGUGCAUCAGUGAUUGCCACUGGAGGCACCACUUUUUCGUGACUACAUUGAUUCUGAGCAAGUGAUUCAAAUAGGGGAAAGCUCUGGUACUUGGAUGUUGCACCCGAACGACUACGAGUGCUAGAGGGUAAAUGACGGGGCGCACGCCACGAAUAGCUGCAGCCUGGUGAUUGCUGUGCACUCCUCGAUGAAGCGUCACCUCAGUGAUAGACAUACGAGCUACACGAAGCAAUGAAAUGUGAGAAGCCCGAGUAGCAGUGAUCUGCCCCCUUGCAUCAUGCACCUAGGAGCAAUAUAAUUAUUAAGUCUUGAACUGGGAGUACCUCUGGUAGGGGGCUCUGAUGUACAGCCAAGCACACGCCUGUGCUAGCAAGAGAGUCGAAACAGAGGGCUGCUCCAGAUCCAGCAUAUGGCAUGUAUUGUGUAUGCCACACAACAUAAAUCUGGAUAAUAGUGAUUAGUGUCCCCGAUAAUAAAAUGGCAUUCUAUAUUUCUACUCUCGUUUUCUUGGUUGAGUCAUUAAUUGGGUGUUUCAGCAGCGACUGUUUCAGAUUGAUUAGUUUAGGGGGUUUGAGAAAUUUUUUUACAAUCAAAGUUCAUAGCAGUAGUGGACAUCUAUAUUAGUGUGAUGAUCACCAAUGCAGUCAAUAACUAAUUUUGCUUUUAGCUUUUUGUAAAUUAAAAACAUCAGCAAUGCCAAUACGGUAAGCUUAACCAUUUGCUAGAAACUGGCCACUAGAAGUAGUUUAGAAAAACAUGUAUGUAAAAUUUAUGAGGAAAUGCAUUGCUGUUCCAGUUAACAUUUUCCAACACUGCAUAAAACUUAAAUGGGAAAACUUGUACAAACUGUAACAGCAAUAUGGUAACGCUAUGUCUUCUGAGCCUGCUUUUCUUGAAGCCAGUGCAAGGCAGAGUUCCUACCAAAAAGUUGUUCUUUGCAUACUUCUGCAAUUCUAAUAUGCCCCUGAAGUUAUUAAAGUUAGUAAAAAUCAGUUACUUAACAAUUCCAUUGCUAAUUGAUACACAAAUUAUGGGGUCCUCCAACUUUCAGUCAGCAAAAAACUUUUUCUCGAAUCCCGUAUUCUAUUAAUGAGAGAUGGUCACCGCAGAAACACGUGGCAUAAUGACAGCCUAUAUGUGCAUAUUCUUAUUUUUGUGCAUGUAUGCGCAUUUGUCCCUAUAGUUUACGACUGAUGUUUUGCCAAGUAACAGGUCGGCCAUCUGAGCAGCCAUAGUUUCUGUGCAGUUCUUUUCCCUCCUCUUUGUGUCUCAUGCUUCUGUUGCAAUGACCUGCUGCCACUUGAUAUCUCUCGCACCCAAUUGUGUAGUGGCUGCCAAGCCUAUGACCUGCAUGACUGGUGUGCAUGACGACCUUGCAUGCAUUCUUGAAGCCUUUUUCUUGUGUCAUUUCCUAUUGCAGCGAGAUAAUUCACAAGUGAGUGUGCAGGCAUAUCGCUGUACAUAUAUUGUGUAAGUAUGGUUUCAGCGCUUAAAUGCUAAUGCUUUCCGGGACACAGUAUGUGAGCAACGCCUUACAUACAGUGAUCUGCAUUUUUACUCUGCAGUCACUUAGAGGUUUUACUCUGAGUUUGCAGUCAGAUUUUGCAACAAGAUUGUAUUCAUUGGUCCACAUUGUGAAAUAUAACCCUUGGCAUUGUUGCCUGCGUGGUUCAUCUGAACCGUUAAUUGGCAACAGGCAGCAGAACCAGUCCACAUGUUCUGAAACACGCUCAUGCAAUGUUAAUGGGCUCGUUGUAUGAUGGAUAUUAAUUUUUUCUGAAUGAACCAGGGAACGAAGAUAGUAAGCACAUUAUUGGACACGGUGCACCAAAAAGUAAAAUGUGGCCACAAAUUUAGCAAAAGAAAAGUAGCAGUCAGUGGAAACAGCAGUAAGUGGAAAACUCUUUUUAGUACUGUAGAAUAAAGGUGCAACUCACUGUAUACUACCAUUGAAAGUCGACCCACAGAGGAAUGUGCCUCCGUUGAUGACAAGCUCUGUUAUUGUGAGCAAUAACCUGUGUUGUCUAUUGUUGUCAGCGCACUAGUGUUCUGCAUUGCCAGAUCACCUUUCUGAGCACAUUUGUUGCUUGUCGUCUGUACACCUGCUUUGUUUAUCAGGAAUGUGUGAAAGAUGCACUUGGAAUAGCGUGAUUCAUAUGCAAGCAAUUUACUGUGCCUGUGCCUUUGGGUGUUAUUCCUUCUGUAUUGCAAAUUGGCUUCAGUGAAACUGGCAUUUUUAUUGUUUCCAUCACUCAUUUCACUUUACAAGGUUGUGAAAAAAAGUAUUAAAUAAAGAGCCUCGUGCAAAUAUAACAAACAGCACCAGCAUUGCUAGUUUCUCCAGGGGUUGAAACAGAACCAUCAAUUUACUAGCUUGCACAUGCAACUGGGUCAGUGAGGAGCAUGGCAAAAUAACGAACUUGUACUUUGGGAAACCCAAAAAUUUUUUACAUAUAAGAUGUUGAGUGUGGAGAGGUCACAUUUUCUGUUAGAAUGCAGCACAGAUAUUUAGCUUAAAUUACUGCUGGAUAUUCAUAAGGCCGUUUCAUUUGUAUGAAGAGUUUUGGUACAUAGUUGGUACAGCUAGUGCACUUUUUAUUUUUGCAGUGGUCUGCAUUUUUGCAAUCUUAGGUUCAUUGUGCCCAACAUUUUGCAGUCCUCUAACCACAUAUUCUCUAAGCGGUCAACCAUCCAGAAGAGUCACUUGUAUCGAAUGGUGUAUAAAUAUUGAGUUCCAGGGAUACAUUACUUUUCUAGGUAAACUGUUGGCUUGUUCACGAUUGACUUUUGUGCAGAGGUGGCAUUGCUCAGUUCAUGCAGCAUGAUUGAACAUAUCACUACCAUGUUUCAUACGGAAUAAAUCAAGUAUCCAUCAGCUGCAGCAAUGCCAGAUGAAAAAGUAAGAAAGUCUUGCUGCAAAAGCCUGAUGGAACCAUCUGUCACUGAUAGACAAACAGCAUCACUGUUCCUGAGAUCUACAUGUCUUGUCUGGCAUUGCCACGGGUGAUGCAUCCUUCUGCUUUAUUCAAGAAAGACCAGAGAAGUAAUGUCUGCGAACAUGGUAUUAAACUGCACACUCCGAACAGUGCUACCUGUGCACAAAAGUCAAGCCCAAACAAGAGGAAUACAUACCCUGAACUAUUAUAUAUGCAGCAUUUGGUGUCUGAUACAUUGAUGUGGAUCUGAGACUGCUUAAUGUGGUGUCAGAGGCAACCAAAUAUGCAAUACAGUAACCACAUGGAAUGCUUUUUCUACACAUUAUUGCCGUCACAUUCCUGGCAUCUAUGCAUCCAUGUCUAGUUAUACAAUAUUUAUGUUUUUGUAAUGAUUGAGUUGUGUUUCAGGGUCGUAUUCGGUAAUCAUGUCAUGCACACAUAUCUGCAGGGACUAUAGUGUGGUGAUUGUACUGCUGAAAAUAAACUCACUGCUGUCAGGUGGCACCACACUGAAAAUAUGUCAGAAAUACAUUUGGUAUGAUUUUCAUUUGACUUGAGGCAUCUCAAGAAAUCAGACCUGUGAUGAGAUUAGGAAGUUUGAAGGCGUACGAUGCAGUCAGUAAUGUGAGACAAGGGUAAGUGAAGGUGACUGGCAGAGAAGGUCAUCAUGCUGUUGACAUAAUGGGAUGAUGACGAUGCCAGCCAUAAGAAAGAUUGUUUUUAAAAUAGAGCAUGGCUUUUGUCAGCUUUAUUUAAUGUGGUAUUGAGCAAUGUAGUCCGUACUUAAUUGCUCAAUAAGAACUCUUUAGUGCCACCCAUAGAAACUGCAAUAAUCUGGUGCUGUUUGAAAGGGAUUGUCAUUCGUGCAGUGUGACUGUUUUGUUUACUGCUUUCUUUGAACACUGCACUAUCCACAUGCUGUGUCCAGCACAUGUGUGUUGUAUUUCACAAAUGUAUAUCUGUACUUCACGAGUGUAGUGUUGUAGUUCACAAAAUGUGAUACCCCCCUUUAUUUUUCAGUGCUAUGCGUGUCACUAUUUCAUAAUUGAUUGACCUGCUUUGUUGGCAUAUGACACUUGUGUUUGAAUAUAAGCACCUUUGAAUUUCGGCAGGGUAAAAAAGUGCACUGUCAUACAGUGAGCCAUUGCUUCCAAAGCCCACCAAAGUGCAUGGCCAUUAAAAGCCAUUAAAAGCUUUGAUACGCUGCCAUUUACUUACUUCCAUGACUAACAUUUUGAUGGGCAUUCUGAAUGGUGCCAAUCAACUUCAUUUGGCAAGCAACAGUAUUUUGUGAUUUUUACCUGCAGCUGAAAUUGCAGUGUUUUUUACUUUACUGGCUAGCUAGAGUGACAGUGUGAUUUAAUGCCCAGUUUUGUCUGGUUAUUGGUCCAUUUUUACUGAAUGCAUCUAUUUUUGUUUGUUCCAUGUGGUAGUUGGCACAGGUAACUUUUUUGUGCAAGUUAUGUCACUUUGUGCUGAAACUAAUUAGUAGUGUCGGCAUGUGGUCAAAAGAGACGUAAAAUGUGGCCUUGUACAUUAGAUGAACCCUUCGAAUUCAAACCUUUCCUUUGUAUUUUGUAUGGCAUUAAUGACUGCUGGCAUGUUUAGUUCAUGUGCUGAAAUGUGACAGAAUUUGAAUCCUUGCUUUUACUUUUUAUGACAUUCAUGACUUGGCAUGAUUGGUUCAGCUGUUGCAAUUUGACACAAGAGAUACACCAGGAGUAUGCAGCAAAUCUUAGAGCAGAAUCUAAAUGCUACUAAAGUGUCCUUAACUGUGGUGCUAAUUGUAAUGGAUUGCCCAAAGUAUCCAGUGUACCACAUUUUUGUAUAAGACUGCAUCUAGUCAUGCUUAUAUUUUUUAUAUGACCCACACAGUCAUGGCAUCUGAUAACCGAUAACCGCCAUGAUUUACACAUGUGAAGUGCGACAUUUUUUUUAUGUCACAUGUAAACACUUUGGGUCUUUAUUUUUGUGCUUUGGUUUCUUAUACUUAUGGUUUUGCAGGGCAAAGUUGGCACUUCCAUGACAGCUAAAAGCACUGAUGAUUUUUUUCACUUGUAUUGCUCGCUAAAUUUUAUGCCUUUGACUUUUUCAAUACGAACAAGGUCCCUGUGUGGACAUUUUACCUUAUGUGUGUAUUCAAGGGAAAUAAACCCAUUUUUAACAUUACUGUA